ACCGAAAAUUUGGUAGAGGCAUCGGAGCGGUUGAGCGGGGUGAUCUCAGUAGUGACGAAGACGCGAGUGGAGACGGCCGCAUCGCGGUGAGCCGCGUUCCCACACGAAUGAACACAACUCCUAGUCCAGAAUAGCCACGCAACGACCUCAAGCAAGAUGGGGUCUCAGCAGUUUUGCCUCAAGUGGAACAACCACCAGUCGAACAUGCUGGCCGUGUUCGAACAGCUUUUAUCAAAUGAAGCACUGGUGGACGUGACGCUAGCCUGCGAAGGCCUAUCGUUGAAGGCCCACAAGAUGGUUCUGUCAGCUUGCAGUCCUUUUUUCCAAGCUCUCUUCAUCGAAAAUCCUUGCAAGCACCCUAUUGUGAUCAUGAAGGACAUGCGCUACAUGGACUUGAAAGCCAUUGUCGAGUUUAUGUACCGGGGAGAGGUCAACGUUUCUCAAGACCAACUCUCGGCGCUUCUCAAAACGGCAGAGACGCUCAAAGUGAAAGGACUCGCGGAGGUCACCGGUGAGAACAAGCAUGGUGCGCUCGUGAGUGUGGACGGUGCGGACCCUAAGCCAGUGGGCACGCCUCGUGCCGAAUCUCCGCCACUUAGUAAACGAAAACGAGGGCGGCCUCGGAGACGAUCGCCCAGCGAUUCCAACAAGAGCGACUCCGAAGAUCAGGGCGGGCCUCCGGCGACGCGCAUCAAGGGACCUGAGAGCCCCGAAAUAAUUGAAGAUGGCAGCAUGUCGAGCGACCGCGUUACGACUAUUCCGGCCGCUUCUCCUUCGAGUCGGACUUCUACUACUGUGGCGGUGUCUUCCACGGCUGUGUCUACGGGUGCGGUUGUCGGUUCCACUGCAAAGGCCACGAACUCUUUGGCGGCCACCUCUCAGCAUACUCAGGACUCCAUGGGUGAUGACGUGGGGGAGGGCGAUGAUGCGGACUUUGAGGUGGAGCCUUCAAAUCUUAUGGAACAGUCCAUGACGACAGAAAACGUUCCAGUGUUCACGGAAGUUGCCUCAUCACAACCACUAGGGAGCGAGUCGCAGCAGUCUCAUCAUACAGGGUCCACAUCAGACAGUACCGCUCUUGUUCCUGUUCAAGCCUCAUUGCCUUCAGACAUCUCCAUUUCCAGUCAAGUGGACAUUAAGCCGUCGCCUUCUAGUUUAAUACCCUACGACGAUCAGGCGAUAUCGCCCGUGGUCGCCGCCCCUCCUGCCGCUGCGGCCUCUUCUGCAGAGGGCUCCAACAUGGCCAUGAUGUUCAUGGACACGUCGGGCGUUCCUGCAAUCGCCGGCCCGUCCAAUUAUCAUCCGGACAAGCAGCAGUCGACACCAUCUCAUGGUACGUAGCCCUCUGACCGACCCCUUACUCCCACCUUUCCUGUCCCUCUUUCACUUCUGAUUUUGCCUCACGACAAUCCUAGCCUCUGCCGCGUUGGGGGUUCAUCUUUAUGUGCAACGUCCGACGUUAUGUGCGGCGGCUACGAUUGUAUCAGGCGAUUUCGAAGCAUCGCUAUCGUUAUUGCAUUGCCGCAUUGGCACUUAACUCGUAUGACACAAUAGCGACGCUUCAUUAUUAGGUUUUGAUGACUUGUUAUGUAUGCAAUUUGCUGUAUUCCUAUAUUGUAACAUACCGUUAAGUAAAAGUUAUUACAAUGUGCCUCCCUUGAGAGGCUUCUCCGAAGACGCCCAAUCAUUUGUCAGUGUCUUGUCUCAGUUAAUCAUCGGCGUGAAUCGCGUAUGCGUUGACCCGUGCACAACAAGCAGCCCGUUUGGAGGACCAUUCAAGCGUCUCGAUUUGGAAGUCCUGCUGGCCACGUCGUGUCUGCAAGCCUGGUGCUAUCCGCGUCGCGUCCGCAUUUUUUCCUCUCGCCGACUGUGAAGCAGCCGUCCUGGGUUUUUCGAAUCAUUUGGUAAGUUCUAUUUUUAGCCCCCUUCCCUUGAACCACAUCCCUUAACCCUUUAUGCGUUAUUUUUGGUAGGGCCCUAGGGAUUAAAUUCUCGCGAAGUGAAUUAUUGUAUUGCACUGUACCGUAUUUUUGCCUAUUAAAGAAUGAAUGGGUGGGGUUCUACUGUCUCAUUGUAUGAAGUGUUACACGAGCGAGCAAGAGUGACUGUACGAGUGUGUGCGUCAUGAGUGAUUGCGCGUUUGAAUGCUGGUGGAUGCGAUAGUGUGGUUGCGUGAGUGCAUGCUGGGCAAGUGUGUUUGCGUGAGUGAAUCUUCACUUCCCCUCAUUUAAACCAUGAUUGCUUCGCCCGAUACCCAUCACUACAUCGGGGCAACACGUAUCACUCUAACUCAUGUAAUAG
Molecule: messenger RNA, 2301 nt
Organism: Rhipicephalus microplus (southern cattle tick)
Lineage: Eukaryota; Metazoa; Arthropoda; Arachnida; Ixodida; Ixodidae
Biological process (GO): regulation of transcription by RNA polymerase II
Cellular component (GO): nucleus
Molecular function (GO): protein binding
Source: RefSeq, a predicted model, not a curated record